CAUACUUAAUAGUCAUUGAGCUGCGAACUCAUUGGUUCCUUGGAGGUGGAAAUGACAUAUGGAGUGGGCGAUAUGUAGGGGGGUUGUAUUAAGGGAGUGGGUAAAGCUGAAUUAUACGAUACUCCGGUCUCGGUACAAUCCUCAGUCUGUGGAGAACGACUGGGUGUCGGACAUUUAAUUCUGCUUCACCAUCUCGUUCAUCCCGUCGAAGAACUUCGGCAGACUUCACUUCCGCGUCUCUGAGAAUCUUCAGGGUCAUUGAUCGUUUGGUUCCCCAUUGGCGCUCUAGAGGAAGAAGACUCGAGACCUAGGAUUUGGUAUAGCUAGGAAGGUCCAUAACUGGAUUGAUAUAUUUUUAACAGUCUGACGAGUCAAAGUAUCAUGACAAUGGUAACAAAAGUCGAUGACUUCAACGUAGAAGACUCUCAACCAGAAAUGAAAUCGCCGCUGAAGGGAGAAUCAUGCUUUCAAUUACUCGGAAGAUUUUUACGAAUUUAUUGGCGCUCGUUGUUUUUGAUAUUAGUCCCGAUUAUUUUUCUUCCUCUUAUUAUCUUGAACAACAACACGAUGUAUCGCUGUCUUUAUGUUCUUCUGAUAAUGGCGUGUUAUUGGAUUGCCGAAGUUCUACCAUUGGCUGUCACUUCUGUAAUACCGAUUGUACUUUAUCCAUUGUUGGGUAUACUGAGCACUGCCGCGACCACCUUAUGUUACAUGAAUGACACAGCAAUGAUGUUUAUUGCUAGUUUAGCUAUAGCAAUUGCAAUUCAGACUUCAGGAUUACACAUGCGAGUAGCACUGUGGAUAAUCAAGCUGAUUGGUUGCAGUCAUAGACGUUUGAGCUUUGGAUUGUUCUUUGUGACUAUGUUUAUUUCUAUGUGGAUAUCAAAUACUGCAGCUACCGCCAUGAUGGUUCCAAUCGUGCAGAGCGUAUUAGAGGAACUGGAAAAACAAGGCCUUGGUAACGUAUUUGUCACAACCGAUGACGAAAGUAAGGAAGAAGAACAGGAAGCUUCAAAGAAACCGACGCCAAUUACCAUUAGUCAUUAUUUGGCAGCAUCUUAUGCCUCUAGUAUUGGUGGUAUCGGUACUAUUGUGGGAAGCGGCACUACUUUGUCAAUAAAAGGAUAUUACGAAUCACGUUUUCCAAAUGGUCCCGGUAUAAACUUCUCUUCGUGGAUGAUGUAUGCAGUGCCACCCAUGCUUAUAAUGUCCAUUCUCACCUGGAUCUGGCUUCAGAUUUUAUACAUGGGCCUAUUUAGGCCUAACAGUAAAGAGGCACGUGCCGUAGACAUUGGGAAAGAAGGUGAACGCGUGGCUACUGCAGUAAUUGAGAAAAAAUACAAGGAACUUGGACCUAUAACUUGGGGCGAAUCUUGUGUUGGUUUACUCUUUAUAGCUGUAAUCUUUCUUUGGUUUUUCCGGGAACCUGGAUUCGUUAAAGGAUGGCCGAAUUAUAUAACCGACGUGGCUGUGAAGGACUCGACAGCCGGUAUUGCUGUAAUGAUCAUUCUGUUCGCACUUCCGGCAAAUCUGAAUUUCCUCAAUAGCUUCAGUAAAGAUCCCAGCAAGAGACCUACUAAGGCUUCGUCUGGACUGUUAACAUGGAAGCUUAUACAUCAGAAUAUGCACUGGAACUUGCUGUUUAUAUUUGGUGGUGGAUUUGCUAUUGCAGCGGGUAGUACAGCUUCUGGUUUAUCGACAAUGUUGGGCAAUGCACUGAUUGGUCUGCAGUCAUUGAACCCUGUGAUUAUUUUAUUUAUUGCAUGUCUACUUGUAGAGACUCUUACAGAGAUGACUGCCAAUGUGUCUGUGGCAAACAUCGUCAUACCAGUUUUAGUAGAAAUGUGUGUGGCCAUAAAAUUACAUCCUAUGUAUAUGCUGGUACCAGGCACUAUGAGUGCUUCAUUUUCAUUUCACCUUCCUGCAGGAACACCACCCAAUGCAAUUGCAUGUGCUGCUGGACAUAUCAGAACUAAAGAUUUGAUGAUCGCUGGUAUAGGUCCUAGUAUUAUUACCCUUGUUACUACAACUAUUUUAUUCCCUACAUGGGGUAAUUAUGUUUUCCAGCUCUCAGAAUUUCCUGAGUGGGCUGUUUAGUUAUCUCUUGCAAUAGUUAUUUUUAAUUUCUUAUACUUAUUUUUUAAUUUAUUAGCCACUGAAACAGAGAUAAGUAAGGUCUUCGUAUUCUUCAUUCCUCCUAAAAGUAUUAUGACAGAUUGUUUUGUACAUACAUACACAUAUAUCGAGAUAUGUAAUAAAGGUAUGUUAGAGUUAGAAAAUACACUAUAUGAAAAUAAAAGCAUCAGAAACUUUAAAGUAUGCAGUAUGUUGUAGGAAUAAAAAUUAUCUCAAAGCGAUAUGGCACGAAUUGUAAACUAUGAAUAAGGUAUUAGUAUAUUUUGUCAUCAAACAACAAUCAAACGAUAACCAUACCUUUAAAUAAAUAACAAUUUUGAAACCCUAUAAUUACAGACAAAUAUAUAAUUAGACACAA
Cephus cinctus (wheat stem sawfly) is the source of this 2494-nucleotide messenger RNA. RefSeq names its product protein I'm not dead yet. Gene Ontology annotation, molecular function: succinate transmembrane transporter activity; citrate transmembrane transporter activity. The transcript has 10 exons. Gene Ontology annotation, biological process: monoatomic anion transmembrane transport; citrate transport. Gene Ontology annotation, cellular component: membrane. The record is from RefSeq and is a predicted model, not a curated record. Bases 382 to 2097 code for a protein of 571 amino acids. NCBI's taxonomy places the organism in Eukaryota, Metazoa, Arthropoda, Insecta, Hymenoptera, Cephidae.